AUGCCUCCCCGGCCCUGGAACGCCCUCACAGGAGGAAUUCUUCCCCUGCUGGCAGUAGUAAAUGCUGCAGCAACAUCAACUACCAGCUCCCUUCCCACAACAGCUGCAUACUAUGUCAAUGGGUCAACCAAGACAUUUGCCCAUACAACCCUGACUGCCACCGGAACCGAUGAAGCAGUCAUAAUUGUCAAAGAGACAGGCGUUGCUACACUGUCUGAUGUGACACUAGUCAAGACUGGUAACACGACCAGCAGCGAUGACAGCUCCUUCACGGAUCUGAAUGCCGCAGUCGGUGUGGAGACCAAUGGCACGAUUUAUAUUACAGAUAGCACCAUCACAACCAAUGGCUUGAGUGCCAAUGGACUACACACCUAUGAGGAUGGCACCACCGCCUAUCUCUCCAAUGUGUAUAUUCACGCGGAAGGAGAUGGUUCACAUGGCAUCUAUACCGCAGGGGGAACCAUCUACGGCGACAAUCUCAAAAUCUAUACGUAUGAUGGCCAUGGCAGUGCCAUCGCCACUGACCAAGGCGGGGGCCUUAUUGUGGUAGAGGACUCAGCCGCAUAUACAUAUGGUGCCCUCUCAGCAUUGGUCUAUUCCACAGGAAAUAUCACAGUUCGUUCCCUUACUGGCACUUCGGCCAUUGCUCCUGUGGCAUGUAUUGAUGGAGCAAACUCGUUUACCUUGACCGACUGUGAUGUUUCCUCCGGAACGGAGAACAAUGGUGUAUUUCAGAUCGUGAGUACAGUCUCGAGCAGCACAACGGAAACCGCUUAUGCCUAUGUGAACGGUGGCUCUGUAUCCGAGACCAAUGGAACCUAUGCCUUGCUCUUUGUGGCCAACAUCGAGGCCUAUGUGUACUUGACCGAUGUCGCCAUCUCCAUACGUUCGGGAAUGCUAGCCAAUAUCACUGCUGACAGUGACUGGGGUACUUCGGGUGAGAACGGCGGCACUGCCCAUGUGUAUCUCACGGGGAUUGAUGUCAUCGGCGACAUCUACGUGGAUGACAUCAGCGCGAUCAAUUUGUACCUGAUCGGGUCAAGUUGGACAGGCGCGCUGAACGAGGCGAACACGACGGGGUCUGCAUCCGUGUAUCUGGAUUCCAGCAGUGGUGUGACUUAUGGUGGUCUCAUGAGAGGCAAGGAGGUCUUCAACGGCCUCGCCCACUUCAUCAAAGGAGGUAUCUUUUUCUGGUAUGGUCUUCUGACUCUGGGACGCAUGCUUGGCUGCUGGGCCGACCUGGGUUGGGCCUGGAACGUGAAGCCAUCCAGUCCCAUUGUCGGUAAAUGUAAGGCGAAGAUCCCCACGGGUGAAUUCACUGAAUCAUUCGUGAUCUUCCUCUACGGCGUUACCAACGUCUUCUUGGAGCACCUCACCGGUUGGGGUGGCGCGUGGACUGCCACCGACCUUGAGCAUGUGUCCAUCUCCAUCAUGUUCUUCGGUGGUGGUCUCUGUGGUAUGCUCUUCGAGUCGAAGCGCGUCAAAGGCUGGUUGAACAGUACAGUUCUUCAAUACCCCUCCCACAUGAGCGCACACACCUCAGCAGAUACCGCAUGGCAGCUCCCUGACACCCAGGGUGUAUCACUGAACCCUAUGCCUGCGCUGGUCAUCCUUCUGUUGGGUAUGAUGAUGGGUUCGCACCACCAGGAUAGUAUGGUAUCGACCAUGGUGCACAAGCAGUGGGGUAACCUCCUUGUCGGCUUUGCACUGGCUCGUGGCAUGACCUAUGUCAUCAUGUACCUCAAGCCUCCGACCUCCUACCUUCCAUCUCGCCCGCCAACCGAGAUCGUCGCUGCUUUCUGCUUGAUUUCGGGUGGUUUGGUCUUCAUGCUUAGUACCCGGAGCGUGAUCCAAACCCUGGAGUACUAUGACCUCGACGCGAUGUUUGUGUUCACAGUCACUAUGGGACUGACCGCCUUCAUCAUGUCGUGCGAAAUUCUCGCCAUUGCCUUGAAGGCCUGGGCGGUGAAGCGGGAGUCGCGCCCUGCGCUGCCGCCUUUCCAAUUCCCGGCCUCCGCCUGA
Messenger RNA from Aspergillus niger, 2022 nucleotides. RefSeq lists its product as uncharacterized. The coding region runs from base 1 to 2022 and encodes 673 amino acids. The transcript is spliced from 4 exons. The record is from RefSeq and is a predicted model, not a curated record. Lineage: Eukaryota; Fungi; Ascomycota; Eurotiomycetes; Eurotiales; Aspergillaceae.